GAAGCGCGUGAAGUUGUUGUAGUUAGACCUCUUGUGUAAUAGCUUCAAAAACAGCGGAAAAAUGAGUGAAUCACAGCUCUUUGAGGACGAUUCAACGUCUAUUGAGUUUACAAAAUUCUUAGAGUUUGCUGAAAGUCUAAACAUUCCCAUCAACGAAGACUAUCUCAAGCAGAUUCGAUCUCAUCUCGAAGGCUCGCCGAACGGCACGUAUGUGGAUGUGGGAGUCAAAGACAGCAAAGGACACGAAGCUGUUAACGAAAGAAGACUUCAGAAUGCUUUAUGGCGAUCCUGGUGGAGGCAAAGACGGGCUAGGUAUAACACAGGACCUCAAACUUUACCUUCCCAAGAAGAACAUCUUGAUCUCAAGCUUGACAACAUGGCUACAGGUCGUCAAGUUUGGGGAAAAGAUAUAGGCGAUAUUCCUACGGAAUAUACCAUGAACGACCUUCAAGAGCAUGAAUUACCAGUAAUUGGAACUUAUGCUGAUUCAAAAGUGCUCCCUGGGUUUCGCUACCGUGUUCGGGUUUGUGGUAGAAAAGAAGAUGAAUUCCUUUUCGAUGGCAAGGCUCUGCGACUAGCUCGCAUUGGACCGGGCUAUGGCAAAAGGCUAACAUUUGAAGACGAAGAUAUCCUUUCCAACGAGAAUUUCUUCUGGUCUGAUAGUAAUCCUGACGGUGGCUACGCAUUCUCCAUUGAGUGUAUUUCUGAGGGAGAGCAUUUUGAUAUUUUAGAUAGUAGGAAUGCUGUUAUUGGUGGAGCUGUCAUGACACAUGUGAACAAGAAACAGCUACUUCUUUCAUCUCAUGUUGACGAACGUGGUACCACCGUAACAGCAUAUGUGGAAUUCAAGUGCAAGUUAUCUUUUGAUGACCAUAAAGGUUGUAAAUCACAGAGCUGUGAUGUUUCUUUGACAGGAACAGUUCUUUCAUUCAAACCUUUAAAAUCAAAAAUUCCAACUCUUACCAAAUUAACUGGAGUGGAAUUAACUGGAAUGGGACAGUGUGUACUUCAGAAGUGUAUAUAAACAAAAGCAAUGAUGGUCAAUCUUUGAAUAUCUCAAAGACUAUUAAUAACAAUUGAUUUUUCCUGGAUUGCAUAAUGCAAUUUGCAUAUAUUUGUUUGCAUGAUAACAAAACUUUUGGCAAAGAAGUUAUAAAUUAAGACUUUUAGCUCUCUAUAUUGAGUUUUAAAUGUUAAUGGUAAAGAACUGAUGCAAUCAUUGGGCAUAUAACCAACCGAUCAGUGAAUUCCAAUAUCCCUUUUGCUAUGCUCAUCAGACAAAUCUUCAUAUUGCCCUUUUGGGAUCCCUCUGGUAUCCGAGUGGGAAGGGAGAGAGAUGGCUGAAGAGCAGGCUACCCAUAUGAUUGUUAGCUGUUUACUGUAAGCAAGAAAGGAGGAAUCAAUGGCUCCAGGUUACUAUUCACUGAUUUUCAGGGGCCUUAUUUUUAGAAGUAAUAUUAGUUGGUUCUAUUGCCCAAUUUAAGCAAGAACAGUGAUGCAAUGCGAUGUAUAAUAGUAAGUUUUAUCAUAUAAUUAUCUAUGAAAUACCUAUAUUUCUCCAUUUCGUAAAAUUGAUAUUUUCACUUUUCACUAGUGAAAAUAACACAUUCAGGGUUUCUCUAUAUAGUGGAGUUAAGAAAAAAGGUAUUUUACGGCAUAAUUUGCUUUCAAAUGUAAUUAUAUGAUAAACAGAAUAUUACAUGGUCGCUUGGAGAUACGAAUUUUAUCUUCUCGUGUUGAAAAUCUCUUCAACACUCGAAGAUAAAAUCAUUAUCUCCGCGCGCCCAUGUAAUAUCCUCUAUUUAACUGGAAAUGUUAUAGAUUCUUAUGUAAUAUACAAUAAUUCUAAAUGCCUAUGGUAAAUGUGUUGUUUAUACAGUAAUGAUAUUUUAUUAAGAGAUAUGCACAUCUUGUGAUACACUUUAUGUGAAAGAAGAAGCUGCAAAUUUGACUAAAUUAGUGUAAUCUUUCAAGAAUAUUUAUUUGUACUUAUCUAAAAGGUAUAAAAGUUGAUAUAAGACUUGGUCUUCUUUGAUGAAGUUGUUAGUAUUGGUAUUGUGAAAUAAAUGUGUUAAUCCAUUA
Messenger RNA from Exaiptasia diaphana, 2082 nucleotides. RefSeq lists its product as uncharacterized. NCBI's taxonomy places the organism in Eukaryota, Metazoa, Cnidaria, Anthozoa, Actiniaria, Aiptasiidae. The transcript has a single exon. Bases 62 to 1024 code for a protein of 320 amino acids. The record is from RefSeq and is a predicted model, not a curated record.